AUGCGCCCUACCCCUAAGCCCUCAUUUCUCCUCUCGGAAGUUGAUACCCCGACUCAGCAGCUUCUCGUCCAAAUGGCCGAUACUCAAGGGUCGCCAUCUUUCGAUGGGGAAGCGGCUGCAUUUCCCCCCUUCCCUCCCCAAGAGACGGACCUUGGUAAGUCUUCUGCGCUUCCGACCGUCCCGUCGCGAAGCUUCGACUUAGCUAUCACCGCCCAAGAACCUCAAUACGAUCAACUGUCGCAUGUAUUGACAAGCCACUCCCCAGAUCAAAAGCCUUCCCAUAUCAUUGAACCUGAGGAAAAUGAAUCGCCGCCAGCCAAGAAGCGUCGUACAGAUGGGGGCUCCGACGGCGAAGUCCAAUUGCCCGAUCCCAUCUUGAUGGCCGAUCAGCAUGGUCCUGGUCAUAAGAUUGAAGAAGAACUGGCUUCAGCACUCGGCGAAGGCGUCAUUGACACCGUGGAACCCGAUGACAGCUCCGUCACUCAACCUCUGCAACAUGAAUCGCUUGACACCCCUGCCGAAGUUGCACCAACCCAGCAUGGUGAUUCUGAGAUCAAUCCUGACGUGGCUACUAUCAUCUCGGAAAUCAUGGACCAUACCGAGCGCCAGGAACAGAGUGUUGCAUUGGGUCCGCAAGAGGUUCCACCGGUCACUGAGUUCCCCGGAGCCAGAGGUUUUGCGUUCCUGAAGGCCAACUCCCACUUGAAGAUCCAGAGUCUGCCGAUCUUGGACAAUCUGUCUACCCAAAUCUUGACCUUCCUCUCCAAAAAUACGUACCAAGACCUCACCGCCAUGGUCGCCGAACCAGAAUCCGAGAACGGCCAGGCAUAUGCCACCAUGCGCUCGUUGUUUGAUCACACGAAGAGGGUGUAUACCGUGAAGCACUCGUUCCUGCAGCCAACAGAUCUCGAAAUCACCGAUCCUUCCCAAAUCGACGUCAUUCGCAAAGCUAACCUAGCUUCCUUCGUCUCAAGUAUCUUCGGAUCUCAGGAGAUUGGGUUUGCGGAUCUCAACGACCAUUUCCUGGACGUCUUUGUUCCUGAGGGUGGUCGUUUGCUGAAGGUUCAAGGUGCUCUGUACCUCGAACUCAAGACCCAGGCCUUCAUCGCUGCCAUGCACAACAAAUCUCUCACUCGCACUCAAUUGCUCUACAACCUUUUCCCUGAUGACAUGGAACAGCGGCUGCUUGCGAGACGCCCCGGCACCAGGCAGCUGGCUCCGUCGGAGACAGACUUCGUAAACCGCCUCACGUCGCGCCGCGACAUCCUUCUUAAUGAAAUUAAUAACGAGGAAGCGUUGAAUGCUUUGCCGGACAAGUACCAUUGGGAGGAUUUCCUGCGCGAUCUUAGCUCUUACAUCUCAAAGCACUUUGAUGCCAUCAAUACCCAGCAGGGAAAGAAGCCAAUCAAGGGCCGUCAGCCGUCAAGUUCCAACGGCGACGCACAUGAAUCACCCAACACCACCCACCAGGGACAGUUCUCUUUGAACCAACAGGUUGAGGUUCCCGUGGACCGCAACAUGCAUGGAGACCUUGUCGCGCGUGCUGCCCGGGCUGCCCAAAUCGCCCUUCAAGGUCAUGGUCUUCGACGCUCUCAGCAGCAGUCACAAUCUCAACAACAGCAACAACAGACGCAAUCACAGGCAAGCCCGUCGCCCAGACCACAACAGCCUCCUCAAUCUCAACCUCCACCACAACAACCCACUCAGCAACCGCAGCAACCCCCGCAGCCUCAGCAGCCUCAGCAGCCCCAGCAGUCUCAGCAGUCUCAGCAGCAACCUCCACCGGCCCAGCAUGAAAGUCCAUAUCUGCACGGCUACACUGCUGCGCAGCAGUCGCAACCUACCCACCAAUACCACCACAGCCCCACUCCGCCCGGGGGCUACCAGUCUCAGCAAGCAUCUCCCAUGAACUUCCAACAAAGUCCCCUUCAAACCAACUUCCAACAGUACAAUCCCAAUGCGGCACAAGCUAUGCAGGCGAGAGCAAACGGAAUGUCCUCCAACCAUGGAUAUAUGCCAGGGAUUCCCCACUAUUCUCAGUCGCAGCCUACACAGGUCCUGUACGAGCGUGCGCGCAUGGCCGCUUCUGCCAAAUCUUCCCCCACCAGCCGCAAAUCUGGCCUUCCCAGUCAACGUCGCCCGUGGACUACCGAAGAAGAAAAUGCGCUCAUGGCCGGCCUAGACCGUGUCAAAGGACCUCACUGGAGCCAAAUUCUUGCGAUGUUUGGACCUGGAGGAACGAUCAGCGAAGCGCUCAAAGAUCGCAACCAGGUUCAACUCAAGGACAAAGCACGCAAUCUGAAACUCUUUUUCUUGAAGAGUGGAAUUGAGGUUCCAUACUACCUGAAGUUCGUCACCGGUGAAUUGAAGACUCGUGCGCCCGCCCAGGCAGCAAAGCGCGAAGCCCGGGAGCGACAGAAGAAGCAGGGUGAAGAGGACAAGGCUCAUGUGGAGGGCAUCAAGGGCAUGAUGGCUCUUGCUGGUGCUCAUGGGGCUCCUGUUUCUGGCCAUGAAAUGUCCGCCUCGCCAAGCCUGCCUCCGGAUGCCAACAGCCAGUCUGUGUUUGACCAGACUGCGGAACAGAACUUGAUGCAGACUCUUAGCCAGGAGGUGCAUGGAAGCCAGUAUCCUCAGCAGCAUACUCAGCAUACUCAGCAGCCUCAGGACCAUAUCGAUCCUCACAUGCAGAUGGGGCAGUGA
Messenger RNA from Penicillium brevicompactum, 2700 nucleotides. RefSeq lists its product as uncharacterized. The coding region runs from base 1 to 2700 and encodes 899 amino acids. The record is from RefSeq and is a predicted model, not a curated record. Gene Ontology annotation, molecular function: double-stranded telomeric DNA binding; protein homodimerization activity. Lineage: Eukaryota; Fungi; Ascomycota; Eurotiomycetes; Eurotiales; Aspergillaceae. The transcript is spliced from 3 exons. Gene Ontology annotation, biological process: telomere maintenance via telomere lengthening.